AGUAGUCAAUCCUGUCGUUAUAAAAGACGGCGUAAGUGACGACGAGGCAAUCCGGAGCUGUUGGUCAAGCGACAUGGUUGGAAAGAUAGCGCUGAUUCUUGUUGCUGUUGCAACCGUCACCUAUUCUGCCAGCGUCAAUGUCGUAAGGCAGACAACGGGGUGCUUCUACAAGUCAGUCACCCACCAGCAGGACGAGCAGUGGUUGGACGGGUGUGACUACAAAUGCACGUGUGUCGACGCUUCUAUUGGGAAAUACCAAUGCAGUACUGUAUGUCUUCAGUGGAACCUGCCCCCUCAGUGUCAGCUGCUCGACGCUCCCCCAGGCAAAUGUUGUAAAGUGCCACAGUGUCCUGAAGGAUGGAAGAUCAACUACCCAGAAGGAUACGUUCCGCUAUAGAGUGAUCUCCUUUUGUAACACCGACAAUGGCAUCACGUGAUGAUGUUUCAUGAAGGUCGAUAAGGGAUUUGUCUCCAAGUGAUUUUCGAAUAAUAAAUUAAAUACUCCACUCUGUCAA
Messenger RNA from Haliotis rubra (blacklip abalone), 515 nucleotides. RefSeq names its product CCN family member 2-like. The record is from RefSeq and is a predicted model, not a curated record. Lineage: Eukaryota; Metazoa; Mollusca; Gastropoda; Lepetellida; Haliotidae. Gene Ontology annotation, molecular function: protein binding. The transcript has 3 exons. The coding region runs from base 74 to 397 and encodes 107 amino acids.